CAGCAGAGAGCUGAUAAUCAGGGUGGGGUGGAGCUGACUGAACACUGGGACAGACAACAUAAAUAUUAAUGUUCAGACAUAAAACAGAGGGCAGUUUCUUCUUCUUGGCUCAUUCUCCAGACACAGAGAAGAGUAAACAGAACCAGCAGAUGAUGAUGGCCGACUACUGUUAUGUGAAGGACGAGGAGGGUGAAAGUGCCCUCUGCAUCAAAGAGACUCCACCCACACCCCGCUCACCUGCCUCUAGGUUCAGACGCUGGUUAUUUCCUGCUCUGACAGCUGUGAUCCUGCUGAUUCUGAUCAUACUGCUGGGAGCAACCUGUAUAAAAAUGUCAAAUCACCUGCAGUCUUUGGAGCAGAGAUUAUCCAACCAGAGUGACAUCCAGUCACUGCAAACCUCAGUGCAGAAGGCUCAAGACAUGUCAAAUCAGCUGUUAUCUGUGGAGCAGAAAAUUUCUAUCCUGAGUGACAUCAUCAAAUCGAUAGAUACCUCACCGCAGCAUGCCCAAGACAUGUCAAAUCAUCUGUUAUCUGUGGAGCAGAGCGUUUCCAACCUGAGUGACAUCAUCAGAUCACUAGAUCCCUCACUGCAGCACACCCAAGAAACAGCCAAAGAAGUGAAGCAACUGCUGUUUGCUGUUGAGAGCAACAAGAACCAGCUGACCUCAGUGUCGGAGGUGCUGAAGCAGCUGAAGUCUGCUGUUGAGAGCAACAAGAACCAGCUGACCUCAGUGUCGGAGGUGCUGAAGCAGCUGGAGGUCAUAGACUCUCUCAGCAGGAGUAUCACUGCCAUCAAAUGUUCCCUCAAAAGUAUCAACAACAGUUCAUCUACAGAAGGCUGCUGUCCUCCAGAUUGGACUGCUUUUGAAUCCAGCUGUUACUACUUCAGCCGUGGGUCUCUCUCCUGGAACGACUCCAGAGACCGGUGUGAAACACGGCAAGCUCACCUGGUCAUUCUGCGUGCUGACAAGGAGUGGGACUUUGUGACCAAUCGAACCAUCCCUGAGUAUUUUUGGAUCGGUUUGUCUGACUGGAGAACUGGAAGCUGGGAGUGGGUGGACCAGACACCAUACACUGUGGAGUCCAGGCGGUGGCGCCCAGGGCAGCCUGAUAACUGGGCUGGUCAUGGUCUAGGCCCUGGCACUGAAGACUGCGCUCACCUUCAUGAUGAUGGAAGCCUGAAUGACCAGCACUGCUCCAUUAAGCUGCACUUCAUCUGUCAGAAACACAGCAUGAAUAUUUGAACACACCUGCUCUCCUGGCUCCGCCCACUAGCUGCUCUCUAAAACAUCCCAAUUAAAGUAAAAGAUCAGUAAAAGAAAAGAAAUCACUGAGAAGUUCUAAUAUAAUGUAGAGCUCUCCUUCUGUGGACUUCUUGUUCCAUUGGGGGGCGCUGUUGAGCUUCUCCAGAAGGAAUAAAUAAAGUUAGAUUAGUAUGGAUUCUGUGGGUUCACAGCUUCUAUUGUCCUGGAGUGAAACACCUUUGUGAGCAUUAUGGAGUCCACAGCAGCAGCUUCAGUUUGUUCUUAAACUAACCCUGUGUGUGAUUUAGAACAUCACCAUGUUUUGGUUCUUUUUAUGAAUGAAUUACAGUCAAAGUGUGAAAGGAGGUGGAGGAGAGUCUGUACUCAUAACUGUAUCCAUAAACCUUUUGUUUAUGUGUCUGGUGUGGAAAUAUGAUUUCCCUGUGGCUAAAAUGUAUCCACUGUGCUCAUCUGGUGUGAAAGUCAUCCAGCCUUUCAGGUUAAGGCUAUAUAUGCACUCAGUAGGAAUCCACCAAUCAGAGCACAUAGACAGACACUGACCAAACAAUCAGCCAACAGAGAAUGAGACUCUGUUUUUGAUUUGUUUCCCUCUUUUAUGCCCCGCCCUCACUGUCUUCACCUUUGUAGGCUUUUACCUGUGCCCGUCUCUUUGCUACAUAGACCUUAUAUAUGGUCCUGCCUUCUUAGUAACUUGUAGUUUGCCAACCUGUUUUUUCCUGUUUGGAUUCUUGAGUGUAGUUUUUAUGUAGCAUUAUCUUUGCUUUUUGUUUACGUUUCCUUGUUAGUAAUAAAGUUGCU
Messenger RNA from Archocentrus centrarchus (flier cichlid), 2063 nucleotides. Its product is annotated as asialoglycoprotein receptor 1-like. Lineage: Eukaryota; Metazoa; Chordata; Actinopteri; Cichliformes; Cichlidae. Bases 69 to 1244 code for a protein of 391 amino acids. The transcript has 12 exons. The record is from RefSeq and is a predicted model, not a curated record.